Messenger RNA from Diprion similis, 1607 nucleotides. RefSeq names its product NF-kappa-B inhibitor-interacting Ras-like protein (gene kappaB-Ras). Gene Ontology annotation, biological process: canonical NF-kappaB signal transduction. Gene Ontology annotation, molecular function: GTPase activity; GTP binding. NCBI's taxonomy places the organism in Eukaryota, Metazoa, Arthropoda, Insecta, Hymenoptera, Diprionidae. The record is from RefSeq and is a predicted model, not a curated record. The transcript is spliced from 3 exons. Bases 236 to 841 code for a protein of 201 amino acids.
UUUACAAAGCGGUGGACGUUCAACAUAAUAUUGAUACGUUCCGAGAGAAAAGAGGUUACCAGGAACGGAAGACAGGAAAACAUGAAUCGUACGCAAAUUUGCAUGACAGAACAAACCAUUUCGCACAGGUAAAUGGACGGCACCAGGCUACGUAGUCUGAUGGCUAGAAGUGCGAUGUUGCUGUUGAUUAAUUAACAACCGAUAUUCGGUGAACUGAUUGAGUACGUCAUCGAAAAUGGGAAAAACUACACGGGUGGUGGUGUGCGGAAUGAAGGGGGUAGGGAAGACUGCUCUCUUGGAACAACUCAUCUAUGGAAACGUUACCACAAACACCGAAAUUCAUCCUACUAUCGAAGAUAUUUAUGUAGCAAAUAUAGAGACAGAUAGAGGUACAAAGGAAAAGGUACGAUUUUAUGAUACAGCUGGAUUAGAACCACUACAGACGAAUGCAAGUAGUCCACAGUUGGCACGACACUACCUUGGCUUCGCUGAUGGGUAUGUGCUUGUAUACGAUACUGCAAAACCUGAAUCUCUAGACGUUUUAUUUCCUUUAAAAAAAGACAUAGACAAACACAAAGAUAAGAAGGAAAUCACUAUUAUUGUUAUCGGGAAUCGUACAAAACCUGACGUUGAGUUGAAUAAUUUGGAAAACACUGCUAGCAAAGCAGCCAACUGGUGUACGAGAGAAAAACUAAGGCAUUAUGAGGUGAAUGUAUUGGACAGACCAAGUCUGUAUGAUGCCUUUGUUCAUUUAUCGUCAAAAUUGAAUCCACCGCCCAACAAAAGUACAUUUCCUCAACUCAGCAUGGGUCGAAAAACUGUAAAAGCUGAGGCGCCGUAAAUUUUUUCUCAUUAUUCUAGGUACCUGUCAAAGCCAUUUCAAUUUGUGAAUUAUUUUCACUUUUUAUGACCCACAGUUGUGCACUGACCACAAUUUAUGUUCAUUCCAAUUCUAUCUGACAUAGUUUCGGAGAUAUCAUUUAUAGAAGGCACCCUCAAGCCUUUUCUUCCUUUCCAACUAUGAACAACAAAUUAUUACCAAAAUUGUGCCAGUAACGUGUUCCCAGUUAAACUAUGCAAUUAUAUCUCUACUGUUGAAUAAUGUCCUUAUUAUAUAGUUACGAUAAAUAUUUUAUCCCUAUGCAAUCGAGAUUUGCAGGUUUACACAAAUUGCAUUAUCUUGGAAUUUAAAGAACAAGAUAAAUCUCACAUAGCUGAUUAUGUAGCUGUCAAUAUAAGCAUCUAACUUCGUGUUUCCACUUAAGUUGGUAUGCUUUAUUUUUAUCGUAAUAUGCAAAUAAUUUUUCGAAUUGCGCAUAUUGACUUUAUCAACAUUAGUUUGUGAACUUUGAAUUAUAGAGUCCACUGCAGGAUACACUUCAAUUUGAUUAUGACUAAUGUUAAAUAAUGGCUGAAAAUGUAUCAGGCUGCGUGUCAAUUCGAGUUAUUAAUGUACGUGAAACACUGCGGUACUUAAUUAAUUUAUUCUGAAAGUAAUAAUCUCUCUCUAAAACUUCGUAUACAUAGUAUACAAUAUAUUAAACACAAAGAAUAUACAUACUAAUUAAACUUUUAAAUUAUUUUUUCAUGACACAUGUUCCUUAAUA